Rattus norvegicus (Norway rat) is the source of this 560-nucleotide messenger RNA. It is a transcript of the gene Ndufa2, whose product is annotated as NADH:ubiquinone oxidoreductase subunit A2. The record is from RefSeq and is marked provisional. NCBI's taxonomy places the organism in Eukaryota, Metazoa, Chordata, Mammalia, Rodentia, Muridae. Gene Ontology annotation, cellular component: mitochondrial inner membrane; mitochondrion; respiratory chain complex I. The transcript has 3 exons. Bases 30 to 323 code for a protein of 97 amino acids.
CGUGAUUGGGUGCUCCUUUGCUAGCAAAGAUGGCGGCCGCAAGCCGAGUAGUCGGUGCAAAGCAGGUACUGCGUGAGAUUCGCAUUCACUUAUGCCAGCGUUCCCCAGGCAGCCAGGGUGUGAGAGAUUUCAUCCAGCAACGGUACGUGGAGCUGAAGAAGGCGCACCCCGACCUGCCCAUUCUAAUCCGCGAAUGUUCAGAGGUGCAGCCCAAGCUCUGGGCCCGUUAUGCUUUUGGCCAAGAGAAGAAUGUGUCUCUGAACAAUCUGAGUGCUGCUGAGGUGACCAAAGCCAUGGAGAAUGUGCUAAGUGGCAAAGCAUGAAGUGUCUCCACUGAGGACUGAACAAGCCCACCAGAACCUACUGGACUGGAGACAAUGUGGGGAAAUGUGUUCUUUUGGUUCUUAUAAAGCUUACGCUGUACAGUGUUGCUUCAGAAUGUUCUCCUCAUUACCUUUUCCCUCUUACUGCGCAAACACUGAGGCAAAGUAGCUUUAUAUAAAAAUACUAUUUUAUUUCUCAUCAAUAAACCCCAGCUACCCGCUGGGAUGUCGCAUGUC